This is a messenger RNA of Malaya genurostris, 3388 nucleotides long. RefSeq names its product WAS/WASL-interacting protein family member 2 (gene Vrp1). The transcript has 9 exons. The record is from RefSeq and is a predicted model, not a curated record. Bases 745 to 2664 code for a protein of 639 amino acids. Gene Ontology annotation, molecular function: actin binding. NCBI's taxonomy places the organism in Eukaryota, Metazoa, Arthropoda, Insecta, Diptera, Culicidae.
CGGGUCUCUCUCGAAGUGAAGACGUCAAAAGUGUUCGCAGCUCGCUCGAAAAUUGCACAUACACGACGACGACUACAGUGUCCAUUCAGAAAACGGAAAAUUGGAAUUGGAGCCCCGUUCCUUUUCUCUAUCGCUAUGUCGAUCCUCGGCCCGUGCGGAUAGUGCUUCAAUAAAACAUCAUACGUAUCAUCCUUCGGUACCAAUUUUGGAUUCUGUCGGAAAGAUUUUAUUUUGUCAACUCCGGAACAUGUCGAUGGAAGUGUGCUAGAAAACGUAGUUUCAUGUGUCAGACAAGGAUGCAAUAUACGACUGAGUGCGUGGAUGAGUGUGAAAAAAGUGUCAAGUAAAGAAAAAAAAAGUUGAGUCUGCCUGGCAGUAGAAUUGUGUAUGUGUGCACAUACGUUUUUGAUUAAUCAAAACCAAUAAUAUUUGUGAAAUUCCUGUUCAAAUGCAAAAAAGUGAUCACCGCUUGCGCUCCGAUGAUUUCUGGCUAACUAAACGAGGUUGAUUAGAUAAGGUGUUCAGUUGUGGUGAGAUUUUUCUUUCCCGGAAGAAGGUCACUGCGAAAUUCCAAGCAGGACGGUUCAUUUAUCUGGUACGGAGCUGGAGUCGAACGGAGAUAAAAUUUUGCAUCAUCAGCUCCAGCAGCCAGCGGACGGUGGUGUUGGCGGAGGUAGCAGUGGCAGUGGCAUUAGCAGCAACAGGAGGGAAGUCCGCAAGACGAAACCAGGUGUUUCCUGAAAAAUGCCCCCACCGCCACCACCUCCAGGGCCACCGCCGCCUCCGGGGCCACCUCCCCCGCCAGUGAUGAAAGUAGGUGGCGGGAUGCCGUCAGCUGAUGGACGAAACGCGCUGCUGCAGUCCAUCCAGAAGGGUACCAAACUGAAGAAAACGGUCACAGUGGACAAAAGUGCACCGAUGAUCCAGGGUAAAGCGGCUCCGGUGGUGAAUAAUCAUCGUGGACCUGCACCACCCGCCACUGAUACCAACGGUGCGGCAGGAGGAGGCCCUAAAUUGGGCGGUAUCUUCGAAGGUCUUUCAUCGAUGCCGAAACUCAAACCGGUCGGCAGUAGAGGAGCACAAUCAUCGGCAGGAACAACUAGCAAUAAGUCACCAUCACCAGAGAACACGAUUAAAAGCAACAAUCGGAUAGGUGGGGGAAUGGGCGGAGGUGGAGCAGUUGACUUUGCCGAUGAGCUGGCGGCCAAACUGACGCUCAAGAAACAGAAACACACUAGCAAUAAUGUCAACAGUAGUAGCAACAAUGCCAUCAACAGCAACAACAAUAACAAUCAUCAUGUGCCGGUUACGGAAAACAAUCUGCGAACGAAUAGAGGACCUCCACCGCAACCCCCGGUGCAGCUGAAGAACGCAAAUGAUUCACUGACACCUCAGGGGAAAUCGAGUUAUUCCAGUCAAAAAAGCCAAGCGCCAGCGACACCGAGUCCUUCACCGGCGUCACCCUCGAAUGGAACGACUCCAGCAUCGGUCACUAGUCCUGCCGGAAGCAACAACCAUUUGCAGCCGAACAAAUCGAGCCUCUUCAGCGGUGGCGGUAGCAAUGUCAGCAGCAGCAGUGCGAACUCAUCCGCUUCGGGAAGUCCGGUGCCGCCGGUGUUAGCUCAGACGACCACCGUCAAGCCAGUACCGAACCAUGGUAAACCAAAUCUGGCCCCGAAACCACCGGGAAUGCAACUUAAUACCAGUGGUAAUGGUAAUGGCACCAAUCGUAACAUGGUCGGUAGGCACCACAGCAUGCGGAGUCCCAGAUCACCACCAGUUGCACCAAGCGGUCCCAGCUAUCCGAACCAUUUCGGAACAUUACGAGGUCCCCCUUCAAGUUUUCAAUCUUCAGAGUCCAUUUUGAGGCAAAAUAAUCUGAUUGGACGACCAGCGGCGCCACCUCCCAAACCACCGGUGAUGAAACCUCCGCCGCCGCCACCGGUUCGAAGCGUGUCGAACACAAAUCUGACGCAUUUACCAAUGAGUUUGGCCCCCGAAGCACCCGAACCAAAUUUCGGGUCUGCGAAUAACGUGGCCAGUGCCGUCGCCGACGAGCUCAAAUCGAAGCUAGUCAAUAGCGGAUCGGCGAAUAAUGUCGCAACGCUCACCGCUUCUACCACAUCUUCUAAUUCGAUCAUUUCUACCAGCCAACUCAGUAUUGCCAGCACCAAAACUCUCAGCAGUGGCAGCAUGAAAACCACGGCACCGCCGUUGCCACCACAUCGAACCUGUCCGGCACCUCCACCACCUCAUCUCAACACCAGCACCAACAGUAAUAGCGGUAGCAGCGAAGCUCCACCCCAGCCACCGCAACGAAUUUCCUCCAUUCGACAACAACAGCUUCAGCAACAGCAGCAGCAACAACAGCUACUCGCCAACGCCAACAGUUCUAGCAAUAUCAUCAACAGCAGUAGUAGUCCACAGAGCUCAAAUUUGCAACGAAAGGAAACCAUGCUGGGAGGCACGAAUGCUGCUGGAACUACCGGCACCGAACGACGCAAGAUGGUUCCACUGCAGGAGAUCGAUCUAGAGGCUAAAUACUCGUUCUAUUUCCGUAAGGUAACCGAGUUUUCGGCUCCGAUUCCGUUUCUCAAUGUGGCCAAAACCUACCCGAGUACGAUGCGACAGCAACAGCAGCAGCAUCAACAACAGCAUCAUUAGAAGAUGGGACGGGAAGUAUCCAGUUUAGUUUUCCGAUCUGGAUGUAUGUGGGAUGGCUCUUCGGACGGUAGGAACCAGUAUCAAUCCAACCUCUGCAUUUUCCGUAGGCACAUUAGCAAUGUAGGUACCAUUCAACAAACAUAAUAAUCAGUUGGGCCUAGCAGAGCAAAUAUCGGAAGCAUAUUCAAUCGUGUUUUAUGCUACGGCGAUGAUCAUAUCAAAAUAUACAAUAUUAGUAACAAGUGAAAAAGUUGAAGGAAGAACAGCAACAACAGUUUUGUGUCUAGCAACAAUGAAAUUCCCGAACAUUGUCUCUAAAACUCCACAGUUGAUCAAACAAUUGUAAAUAGAAGCUGUUUAGAAUACCAACCAACUUAUGAAAAGGGUGUUGACUUUUGACUGUGUAGAAGAAAUCAAUCGAGAAAAAAUAUUUAAGGAGAGUCUGUUUUCUCCGUUGUAGGCAAAACGAAUCCAAAAAGUGCAUGAAUUAGAUUUAAUAAAGGCAACAAACAAUAACUACACAAUUUAGGAAGUUGUAUUGAUGAACUAACAUGCAAAUAAUGUUGACUAAAUUCUUUCAAAGUGAGAGUAAACAAAGCAAAUCGCAACGCGAGGGAAAGUCUUUAAAAAUCGUUACUCGUAAAAGAAAACUCUUUAAUUAUUUUAUUGUUAUUUUGUACAUAUAAUGCAUAUUUAAUCCAUCUAAUAAUUACAGAAUCAGAAA